AUCCUAAUUCCCAAAUUGAGGAACCCUAACCCUAGCUUCCCUUUGCCUCAGCCGUACCCCACCCCUCCUUCACCCUCUUCAGCUAACACACUCACCCUUAAUCCCCAAGUCAGCGCCGUUACCCUCACCACAUGACACACACAGAGACUUACCUCUCUCACUCUCAGCCUCACCAAUGAACUCGCACUCAUUUCCUCACUAUACACACGCACGCACACAUAUGGAGAAGACAGGAAGAGAGAGCGCCAGCGAAGAAGAGGGAGGAGCAGCGCCGCCACCGCACUCCGUCACACCCAGCCGCGUCUUGCUCUCCGUCGUGCCAUCCACCCACGCCGAGAAGGAAGAGAGAAACAGAGGAGGGUGGCGUCGCAUCUGCUGUGAGCUUGCCGCCAAGGAAAGCCGCCGUGCCGUCGUCAUCGUCGUCCUCAUCAUGACCUGUCACCGUCACUGGAGCCAGCCGCCUUCGUCGCCGUUCAUUCUUGUCGUCGCCGUCGCCGCUGGUCUGCCUUGGAGCCGCUGUCGAGUAGAACGCGAGGAAGAGGAGUUCUCGUCACUGUUGUGCACCCAGUCAUCGCUGCUGCUUCCCAUCCCACCGUUGAUGCUGCCGCCACUGUCACAACCACCCUUGAGUUGCUGCGCUGCUGUUGACCUAUUGAACUACCACCCGAGCUACUGUUGGCUUGUUGUUUCUGUUUGUUGGGUUCAAGAUUGCUGCUGCUGUUCUUGCUUUCCUCAGCCUCUGCUUGUGAUUUCCGUGAGUUGCCGGAGCCUCUCCCGCCAUCAGAGCUGUUGUUUGGUUGAUGCCGCUGCUGGAGCUCCGUUGAAGUUGGUCAUUGUCGCUGAAGCCUCCCUAGUCGCCACUGCCGCUGCUAGAGUUGAUGUUGCUCUGGCUUUACUCUGAAUUGUUACUGCUGCUGCUUGGCUGAAGCUGAGACCUUUCACCAUCACUGGAGUUGCCCAGAAUCAUCAUGGUAGCUGCUAAGAGAGCAGAACGGAUGUUAGAACUGCCAAUGGAGCUGCUGAGUUUAGUGAUUUUCGCGAGUUUCGACAUUAAGUGACACAGGUUCGAAGACUCAGUUUGAAGCUGCGGACAAUUGUUGGACUAUAUUUAUAAGUUAAGUGUAUGAGUUAAUUUGCUUUCAUAAAGUUCCCUCGCACUUAUUGCUUAAGAUUUUUAUUUUAUACAGAGGGAUAGGAGUU
This is a messenger RNA of Arachis ipaensis, 1200 nucleotides long. NCBI's taxonomy places the organism in Eukaryota, Viridiplantae, Streptophyta, Magnoliopsida, Fabales, Fabaceae. The record is from RefSeq and is a predicted model, not a curated record.